CUCACAGUCUAUCCACUUUUUAACACAGAGGGCAACUCCCCCACCCCUCCUACCUCUCCUAUCCCUUUACAAAGGCUUAUAGCCCUCAACGGUGGCAUUCCAGUGAUGCGAACCAUCCCACCAUGCUUCCAUGACAGCAAUAAGGUCACAGUUUUCCAACUGCACCACGGUUCCCAACCCCUCUUACUUAUUUCUUGUGCUCUGUGCUUUGGAAUAGGGGCACUUCUCUAUAGAGGUGGGGUGUUGGCAGGGUGCUGGGUGCAGGGAAGGUGCUGCUGUCCCAUUUGGGUGCGGUGUGGGUGGUGAUGUGCAGCUCUGGCUCAUCUGCACCAGACCUUUGCACUCUGCAGAUGGGGCCUCUCCCUGUUCUGCAGUGCCAAAGGUCCCCACGGCUCCCGGGGACAGUUUGUGGCUGAGUGCUGGGAACAGAUUGCUUUUCCCACCCACUGGUUGCUGCUCAUUGCCCUGUGCCUGGGUUUGGGUGUCUCUGCAGGGCACACAGAGCUGAGCUGGUUUCAGGCAGCAUGCCCAGCACCAUGACCGGGUGGCUUCAGAGACUCCACAGCCCCUCUGUGCAGGCAGAAGUGCUGCGGGUUCCUGGCCGUGCUCUUCGGGAUCCCGGAUUCGCCUCUUCAAUUCCUCCGCUCUCCUGCCCGACUGUGACACCGCUGUUGGCCCCGGUGCGGUGCAGGGGCUGUGGGACAGUGGCUGCCGCUACCCCUGGGCCAGGCACCAGCACGGACCUGGCAGGUGUCCCCAAGGGACCAGGGUCUCCCCACCAGGUCUGAUGAUGAGCAUCAUUCCCAGAAGAGCAGAGGACUCCGACACCGAAGCUGGCAGCCCCAGACGCAAGAGCAGGGACAGGGCAGCAGGGCAUGGAUGGGGCUUCAAUGGCUUUUCCAGGGAGCCGGCCUGCCAGUGUCCCCCUGCUCCUGGCCAACGCUGAGCAUCUCUGAGCUGCUGCCACCAGCAGAGCUGUGCUGGGCCACCUGCCCCUCCACGGUCAGCAGGGACACUGGACACCCAGCACAGCUCAGGUGCCACACUCCUUCCCCACUCCUCUGCCAGUUCCUGCCCAAUUCAGUCCUCCUCACCCCCCUGCUGAUCUUCCUCUCGCAGCCAUCACCUCCAGGCGCUGCACGGGCACUGUCUCCCUGUACUGCCCUGCACAUGGAACCCACACGCCAAGCAGAAGCCGUGGUGCUCCCUGUAGCAGACCCAGCCCCCCAAGCCCAGCCCUUGUUGUCCUCACCCUUUGGUGACAGCUGUCCCAUGCAUGUCCCAGAGCAUCCGCAGGGCAAUGGGACUUCUGCUGGCUGACAUCUGCCCAGAUGUGCAUGAGGGUGGGGAAGACUCUGCUGCUGCUCAGGCACAGCCUAUGUCCCUCAGUGUUUCCGCCUGUUCUCACAGGGGCAGUUACUCCUGCUAAUGAGGUAGAGCAGGUGGCUAAUAAAUGCUCCCAGGAAUAGAGGCAGGGCUUAGAUUUCAGAGGGUUUUGUUAUCUGGGUGCUUGUAACCCAAUCUCCCAGGCUUGGCUUCCAGGAGCAGAUCUGAUACUCGUCUGCCCCUGAAAGGUGAGCUCCUUCACACCACACAGCCGCCCGUGGCUGCCAGACCCAAUGCUGCUCCCAGGACGGCCACAGCCCCCCGGGGUGGUGCAGCCCCUCUACCACCUCCCCUGAGGACCUGGGGAGGAGAGCAUCCAGCAUGUCCCAGGCUGGUGGCAGCCCCUGUGCAGAGGACAGGGGGCCAAGCGCCGAGGCUCACACGCGCACCCUGAGCCGGGGCAGCCAGAAGCUUGAGUGCAUCAUCUGCUACUCCUCGUAUGACCCGUGUGUCCGGCUGCCACGCCGGCUCUACUGCGGCCAUACGUUCUGCCAGACCUGCCUCAAGCGCCUGGACACCGUCGCCAACGAGCAGCGCUGGAUCCCCUGCCCACAGUGCCGCCAAAAUACGCCCACACCACGAGGCGGUGUCACCAUGCUCGACCUUGACCUGGCCACUUUCCUCCUGGUCAAGGCUGACAAGGAGCAUCCCCGGGCGGCCACACGCUCCCUGCAGGACGUGGCCACCAAGGGUUUGUGCAAGGAGCCUCCGGUCACACAGCAGCCGCUGGGGCUGUGCCAAGACACAGUGCCCCGGGCACCGUUCCCGCACCGUGGCUGCUGCCGGCCGUGUGUCUGCUGUGGGGUGACGGCAGCAUUUGAGAGCUGAAUGUGGGGACAUGAGGACAGCAGGGUUUGGUGGAGUGAAGCACAGCAUCCUGUGCCCCCACACUGAGCUCCUGGGGUGCUGUCUGGGUCACAUUGUGGGAAUCCCCAUGCCAUGCCCCAGGCUCAUUGAGGAUGGCAGUGGUGGGGUUGUUCUGGUGGCUUAGGAAAGGCUCCAGCUUGUCCAUGGUCUGUUUCCCAUCCUGCUGGGAUUUGGGCUGCAGCAGGAGGGGAUGAGGGUGAUCCCAUCCUUCAUCCUGCCAACUGACCCCUCUGACAGCUCCAAACCUGCUACAGCCAUCACAGAUGCCCCUGGGCCUGGCGUCACAGCUUCUCUGUGCAUGCAGCUCUAUAAUGGGGACACCUUCACCAGGACAGGGGGCGUGGGAGCCUGGCACAGCACAGUGACUCAGGGAUGCUCCAGGGAGUGUCCCACAGCCUGAAGGUCCUAUGUCCAUUAAACGCCU
Messenger RNA from Coturnix japonica (Japanese quail), 2677 nucleotides. The record is from RefSeq and is a predicted model, not a curated record. NCBI's taxonomy places the organism in Eukaryota, Metazoa, Chordata, Aves, Galliformes, Phasianidae.